This is a messenger RNA of Parathielavia appendiculata, 2934 nucleotides long. RefSeq lists its product as uncharacterized. Gene Ontology annotation, molecular function: RNA binding. Gene Ontology annotation, cellular component: cytoplasm. The record is from RefSeq and is a predicted model, not a curated record. NCBI's taxonomy places the organism in Eukaryota, Fungi, Ascomycota, Sordariomycetes, Sordariales, Chaetomiaceae. Bases 1 to 2934 code for a protein of 977 amino acids. The transcript has 7 exons.
AUGAAUAAACUGUCAAGCAUGCGUCACUGGCCUGAAAGGAUGAGUCCGGCCAACUUCAGCAUGUCACGGGCGAAUAUGGGCAUGCAGGCAGCCAUUAAUCCCCGUAGAGACAUCGCUGCUCAAGGUCCGCCUCCGAUAGCCGCACCGCCCGUCCCCGACGGUCCGAUCAAUUACUCGUUCAACGUCCCCUUCGCCUCCGAUCUUGCCGGCCCCAACACGGAGGACAUCCUUCACGCCACGACCGACGCCGUCCUCCGAUGGACACAUCCCGAGGAGGCUCCCGACGAUGUUCCCGUCUACGAGCUGCCCGUGCAUGCCAUGAAUCUGGCUCACCUACGCCAGCUCUGCAGGGAGAUCACGGCGAAUCCCAUGCCCAUCGAGGCCCAUGUCAUCUCGACCACCCCCAAGAGGGUCAAUGGCCAGGUCACCACUGUGUGCCUCUCUGGUGCGCCCGACCUGGUUCAGCAGACGAGAGAGACCAUCCUGAACCACACGCCUCUCUCAUUGCGUUGCACCACUGUCGUCGUGGACGGGCAUCUGGUUGCCAACCUCUCCGAGGGUGUCCUGAAGAAGUCGGUGACAGACUUCCUGGACGAGACGUCGGUGUUCUGCGGAGUCGACAUUUUCCUGCUCGGUCCUAAGCUCACCUCCCCCACCGGUGACCUGAACGGCGAUGUAGACCUGUUGAGGGACCAGCGCUGGAGAGUGGCCAUCUACGGUGACUAUCUGUCGUCUGAACACGCCAAGACGCGCGUGCUUAUCCACAUUGAUCAGCUCCUUGGGAGAAUCGUCGAUGCCACCACGUUUGACCCCUCCAUGCACCAGCUUUUGUGCGGCCGCAACCGCAAGAACAUCAAACUCAUCGAGUCCGUUACCAACACGGCCAUCUACUUCCCGCCGCCCUUCUCCAGCUGCUACCGCUACUGCCCACCCAAUGCCCAGCGUCGUGACCCCACCAAAGUACUGAUUACAGGCGAGACUCCGCAGGCCAUUGAGCAGGCCAAGUUCCGGAUUCAUGAGCUCCUUACCCGUAUCAGGCUCUUCGUGAAGGAUGUGACCAUCCCCCCUGCCAAGAUCGACAGCAUCUUGCUCAGCCGUAUGGACAAAGUGCGCAAGAUUACAGAGGCUAAUGGCUCCUUCAUCAUGUUUCCGCCACUCGGUUCCAGGAAGGGUAUGGUGCGUGUGCAAGCUGUUGAGAACCUGCAUGUGGAGCGCUCGCUCCGUGAGCUUAUGGCCUUGGUCGGCCAGUUCUAUACCGCAUCGUGGAUUUUCAUGCAGCCCGACACUCGCCAGCCCGGCAACCAAGAUAUCCAGGCCAUGCUAGGCGACAUCUGUGCCAACUCGGAUGCCGAUGUCUUGUUUGACAGGCAGUCGUUCGCCAUCACAGGCUCCGACGAAUCUGUCAAGGAUGCUCUGAUGGUCAUCUCACAAAUCAAGUUUGCCGUCCACGCACCGUAUCAGAUCAGGGUCAGGAUCGAGCUCGCCAAUGAGCACAAGGAGUUUGUGAGCGGCAAGAAGAACGGCAAGAUCAACAAGAUCAUGGGACACAGCAACGUCCAGAUCAUGUUCGACAACUUUGGCGAGUACAACUUCAACAUUGAGGUGAUCGCCCAAUCCUACGACUCCCUGAAGCAAGGCUUGGCCUUGGUCGAGCAGGAGAUGCCGGCGUCAAUCUCGUUCCACGUGCCUGAUCAGUACCACAAGCGCAUCAUUGGGAUUGGCGGGCAGCACAUUCAGCGCAUUAUGAAGAAGCAUUCCGUCUUCGUCAAGUUCUCCAAUGCCAUGGAUCGUGGCGGUAUGGGCCGAGAGGACGAUGACAGCCGGGUUGACAAUGUCAUUUGCCGCACCCCGGCUCGCAAUGCCCAGAACCUUGAGCUUGUGAAGAGCGAGAUUCUGGAAAUGGUCGAUCGAGCGGACUCCGAGUUCACCUCCCAGGUCGUCAGCGUCGACCGGCUCUAUCACCGUCAACUCCUGACCCGACUGCCCGAAAUUGAAGAAUUGGAGAGGACGUGGAAUUGCAAGAUUGUCUUCCCAAGCACCGAGCAGGCAAGCGAUGAAGUUACGGUCACAGGUCCCCAGUGGAAUGUGGCCAAGUGCAUUGACGAGUUUCUGGGCAUGGUCCCAGACAAGCACGAGGUGGUCCUCGAGCGGGCGCCUCAGCUGAUCAACUACCUCGAGUCGCCCGACUUUGUCCAGACCAUCGUCCCCAAGCUCAAGAACCAGUACGAAGUCGAGCUUACAGUGCACGAAAACGCCGAAGAGCGUACUGAGGACGGCUCGCCGACGGUUACGCUCCUCUGGACCUUCACGCGCAACAACGCCGGCGGCCUCCGCGAUGCCAUGGAGUUCCUGCAGACGCAGUUUGCCACUGCCGGUGUAGAACCCGUCAUUUUCAGGGGCGCCAUUCCUCGUCCCAAGUCGGACACGUUCGAGGAGUCGCUACCUUUCUUCAACUCUAAGUUGCUCCAACACGCACCCGCUCCAGUGGUCACCGAUUCUCCGACCAGACCCUCUUUCGGCGAGGAGGUUGCGCGCGAGCGGAGCAUCCUGGCCUGUUUGCGAAAGCCGGGCAGCAUGUCAUCCAUUUCGUCGUUUCUGGACCGGAGAAAGAACAGCUCGCAGUCGGCGGCCAACUUCUUCAAGGGGUCCAGCAAUGUCUCCAAGUCUUCUCUCAUCUCGAUCGAAUCAACGCGCAGCUUCAAUGCCGACCGCAACCCCUGGAACGACAGCGGCGUCAACCUUCCAGACGACGAAGGUAACCCGUGGUCGACGGGCCCUACAUACGUCAACGGCGUCGACAAGCUCAUGGUUCCGCAGCCGGGCGAUGUCACGCCCCGCCACCACCCCCGGCAGUCUGCCGACAGCGGACGCCCUUCCACGUCUCACUCAACCAAUUCAGGAUACCCCGGUCCUCUCGCAGGGCCAUUUCGUUAG